GGCUGGGGUCGGCUGCGGAUUGGGUGAGGAUCGGGUGGAGCACAAGGACACGGUUCCAGCUCUGAGAGGCCCCAGAAACCCUUGCUGUUGGGAGCCUGGUCAGCCGAAGGAUGCGGCUGUGCAGCCCUGCAGACAUCCCCAUAGCAGAGGUGGGCCAGAUAGGCUCCAGAGUGGUGGGCAGCGUGCGCUCCGCUGCGGAGGGCUAGCCACGCUCCAGCCCGGCUGCCUGUGCAGCUACGACCAGAGCAGAAGCUGUACAUGGAGAGCAGACCACAUCUGGGGUGCAAGGUCAAAAGUCCCAUUGCAGGGCUUCGCGGUACACCAGCACCCUCCAUUCUGAUAAGUCUUCUGUCCCCAGAUUACUCGGGUGCAAGGGAGAGCUCCAGGAUAUCAGGUGCACACCCUUACCCCAAGCCCCCGAGCCUGAGACCCCACCCUGAUGAGUCAUGUUUGGAGCCUGGUAACCAGAAUGACCAACAUGCACAGUGUGCAUGUUGUCGCCUGAGGAGACACCAUUCUACAUUGGAGAUUAUGACUUCCAAACCAGAGCAAGAAGCAUAAAAAGAUGCUAGCAGACAGAAUCCGGCUGUGGGGCGGGGCGGAGAGUCUGUGGAGAACGGUCACGUGCAGGAAGCGGAAGUGCCAGCCUGCUCUCAGCGUCUCCCAACCUAUCUUAGAACCGAUCUGCAUCUAGGAAGACUGGACCAGGGUCUUCCCCUUAGUUUUGACCACCCUGGUCCAGGGCGAUGGCUCCGCCUGGGGACCCACAGCACCUCCGUAGGCUGGUGCAGGAAGGCCGGCUGCGCGACCUGCGGGAGGAGCUGGAGGGAGCCGGAGGUUACUGGGGGCCAGAGAUGGCCCGAGGCAGCCAAGGGCCAGCCAGGGACACCCUUCUUCACUGUGCAGCACGCCACGGGCGCCAGGACAUCCUAGCGUACCUAGUGGAGGCUUGGAGUAUGGACAUCGAGGUUGCCAACCAAGACUACAAGCGGCCUCUGCACGAAGCUGCCUCUAUGGGCCACCGGGACUGCGUGCGCUACCUCCUGGGCCGAGGUGCAGUCGUGGACUCCUUGAAGAAGGCGGACUGGACUCCUCUGAUGAUGGCUUGUACAAGGAAGAACCUUGAAGUGAUCCAGGACCUUGUGGAACACGGUGCCAAUCCGCUCCUGAAGAACAAGGACGGCUGGAACAGUUUCCACAUCGCCAGUAGAGAAGGCGACCCUGUGAUCCUCCGGUAUUUGCUCACCAUCUGCCCAGAUGCUUGGAAAACAGAGAGCAAAAUUAGAAGAACUCCUUUACACACUGCAGCAAUGCACGGCUGUCUCGAAGCAGUCCAGGAGCUUCUUGAGAGGUGUCACUAUGAACCAGACUGUAGAGACAACUGUGGUGUCACACCCUUCAUGGAUGCAAUUCAGUGUGGCCAUGUCAGCAUAGCCAAGCUGCUCUUUGAAAUACACAAGGCUUGCCCUUCAGCUGCAGACAGCCUGGGGGCCCAGGCUCUACACCGAGCAGCGGUCACCGGGCAGGACGAAGCCAUACGGUUCCUGGUGUGCGGCCUUGGCAUUGAUGUAAACGUGAGAGCAGAGCCUAGCCAGCUCACAGCACUUCACUACGCAGCGAAGGAAGGACAGACGAGCACAGUUGAAACGCUGUUGUCCUUGGGUGCUGACAUCAACUCUACAGAUGAAAGAAACCGCUCAGCCUUGCAUCUGGCCUGCGCAGGCCAACAUGUGGCCUGCACCAGGUUCCUCCUACAGUCGGGUCUGAAGGAUUCUGCAGACCUAUCAGGCACCUUGGCCCAGCAACUCACGAGGAGCGCAGACAUCCUUCGGGACUUUGACCGCGACGUGAAAUCAUAAGGAUGCUUGGACGGUGGUUCCCAUCAUGCUCCUCCGGUUACCGACAGAUCAGUGGGUUACUUCCCAGCCAGCAUUUCCAUCUCCUGCCUUGCCUUCGGCAUGUUCCUCGGCUGGGUGAGCAGGAAUCUGGAUUCCUGGCACGUUGUGUGAUCUUGAACACAGCCAUUUGUUUUUUUCUUUUUUAAACUGUAAUGAAGAUGGAACUCAGAACUUCACAUGCUCAGCAAGCGCCGUGCUGCUAAUGCACAUCACUAGCCCCAAAGCUUGGCUUUUCUACCCUUAGGGAGUGAAUGUAAUAUAUGUGUCUUUAAAUAUAUGAAAAUCUAAUAAUAUACACUGCUGUUUACUCAAGCUAUAAAACACAGUUGGCCUGUUCAGUGCUUUCCUUUGUAGCUUUCAUGUGGCCCUUUGUUUCAUCGCAUGUUUUUGCCAUGUAUAUCAACAUUUAUAAAGACGCUGGAUGGACAGACACUCUUUUAUAUGUAAUGGGUAGCCUGCAUGUAUGUCUGUGUGUGUUGCAUGCAUGCCCAGUGCCUUUGGAAGCCAGAGAGGCCAUCAGAUCCCCCCAGGACUGGAGUUACAGUUGUGUGAGCCUCUGUGUGGGUGCUGGGAAUCAGACCCCAGAUCCUCUGAGGGAAUGGUCAGUGCGCUCCACCACAUUGCUGAGCCGUCUCUCCAGCCCCAGGUAGAAGAUUUUAAAUGCAAAGGAGUUUUUGUCUGUUUCAGUAGAGAAGUUCGGUCAUGAGCAGGAGUGACACUCACUAGGCUAAUACUGUUCCAUCACUCCCUCACUCUGUAUGCGCUUCCCUUGCCAAACAGCAAAGACCCCCCAGCUUCUCUUAAUUAGCCUCCUAUGGAGUUCACAAACCCCUGUUUCUAACCACCAGAUAAUUGCUCCCAUAGAGACACGAUCCUGUCUGGUAAUCUCUUUGUCAUACACUGUACACCUGUGCUCAUCUCCGAUGGCCUUACCACUCUCCCUUGCAGCAGAGAUCUCCUGGUUCUGAUGCCUUAUGGAUCUGAGGAUGAUACGGGGGUGUGGUAUUUUAUGUAUGCAUGUUGGGGCCCAAAGGACAUCCUUAGCACGCACAUAAGCAUUCUCUCCGUUCCCAUUCAUGUUCUCUCUCCCCAACCCUCCUUCCUUCCCUCCCCAACACAAGCCUCUCUGUGCCUGCUGCCAGCCUCACAUUCCUGAUAUUUCUGAGCUCUGAGUGCUGAGCUUUGAGGCCUGAGCUGUGAUGCCUGCUAUCUCUUCCUUGUUUGCAACUCUUCACUCAUAACUAAUUCCCAUGUGUCCCUUUGCUUCUGCCCUUCCCAGUACUAGACUCUGUAAAUGUCGACUGCCACAGACCACUGCUUAAAGUACUCAGCAGCUAACUGUAGCAGAGAAAGUGAUAAUGUGAUACGUGACAACAAUACACUUUGGCUGUAAUGCCGUAUCAGAAAUACUAAUAGCAGUGCAGAUGGUAAUAAUUAUCCCCCCCACCAAUCAUAGUUACUUUCUUCAUUUUCUUUGUGUCUCUCAGUAGGUUACUUUCCCAGGACACCCUGCCUGAAAUGCUAGCCCUUUUGGGCAGCAUUUGCUUCCGCCUUCUUUGUGGUGCUUGGCUUUACUUCAUCUUCAGUGUUCACAGAAUCUAGAGUCACCUGGGAAGGGGGUCAUAAUGACUCACUGUUCCCACUGUAUGUCUGCGAGAGACUUAACUGAGGUGGGAAGGGCCAGCCCACUGCGGGCAGCACCAUUCCCUCCGAGUGUGUCCCGAGCUGUAUGGGGGGACACCGAGAUGAGCAUCAGCAGGCAGGCAGGUGGGCUCGGGCCACUCAUUUCUCUCUGCUUUAACUCCGGAUGCGUCCUGUUAGCUGCUUGAAACCCCUGCCUGGACUGCUGCACGAUUAAGGGCUGACGGUGACUUGGAAUUUGUAAGUGAAAUAAACCUUUCUCUCCUGA
Molecule: messenger RNA, 3807 nt
Organism: Apodemus sylvaticus (European woodmouse)
Lineage: Eukaryota; Metazoa; Chordata; Mammalia; Rodentia; Muridae
Gene: Ankrd16
Product: ankyrin repeat domain 16
Exons: 7
Coding region: 747-1859 (370 amino acids)
Molecular function (GO): protein binding
Source: RefSeq, a predicted model, not a curated record